GGCGCUGCAGGCCCGGAAGAAGCGGACCAAAGCCAAGAAGGACAAGGCCCAGAGGAAGAAUGUCACGAGUCUCUAUGUGUGGGGAACUUUUGGAGGCAGAUGUAGAAAUUAGAAGAACUCGAGUAAAUACUAAACAGUGUCAGCAGGCUGCACUAAGUGCUCUGUUCAGUGCUGCCCAUGGAUCCCUUUCUACUGAAAGACCCGACACCCAGCACCGCAGCCUUGCUGCUCAAUCCGAGAGUGAUCUUCCAGAGCAAGAGGAGGAAAUCCUGGGAUCAGAUGAUGAUGAGCAAGAGGAUCCAAAUGAUUACUGUAAAGGGGGUUACCACCUUGUGAAAAUAGGAGAUCUCUUCAAUGGACGCUACCACGUGAUUCGGAAGCUUGGAUGGGGUCACUUCUCCACCGUGUGGCUGGCUUGGGACAUCCAAGGGAGGAGAUUUGUGGCAAUGAAGGUGGUGAAGAGUGCAGAGCACUACACAGAAACAGCACUGGAUGAAAUCAAAUUACUGAAAUCGGUCCGCAACAGUGAUCCAAACGAUCCCAGCAAAGAGAGAGUUGUUCAGUUAUUAGAUGACUUCAAGAUUUCAGGAGUGAACGGUUCCCAUAUCUGUAUGGUGUUUGAGGUUCUAGGGCAUCACCUCCUGAAGUGGAUCAUCAAGUCAAAUUAUCAGGGUCUUCCUCUCCCUUGUGUCAAAAAAAUCAUCAAACAGGUUCUUCAGGGUCUGGAUUACUUGCAUACAAAGUGUAGAAUCAUCCACACAGAUAUAAAGCCUGAGAACAUCCUGCUGUGUGUCAAUGACCAGUACAUUCGCAGGCUGGCUGCAGAGGCAACAGAGUGGCAGAGAUCUGGGGCUCCCCCACCAUCUGGCUCUGCAGUGAGCACUGCACCACAGCCUAAACCAGCUGACAAAAUGUCAAAGAAUAAGAAAAAGAAGUUGAAAAAGAAGCAGAAAAGACAGGCUGAGUUGUUGGAGAAGCGAAUGCAAGAGAUAGAGGAGAUGGAGAAGGAAGCAAACCCUGAGCAGACACAGCCUGAAGAGGAGGAAGAAGCUCAGACUCCUGUGGAAAUGCUCAUAAAAGUCAGCCCAUCCGAGGAAAGUAUCAACAAAAAGCCAGCAGAAGCCCUUGGACAGGAGGGAUCUAAUCUCAUGGAAAGCAACGUGGUGGAAAAAGACGCUCCAGAAAUCAACUGCAACGGGGUGAUCCCCAUGACAGAGCUGACAGACUCUGGGAACGAGGGCUCCGUGCGCCUCGAGGACGACCUGCACAACGCCAAUGACUGUGGCAAUGCCUGUGACAAUGCCCCUGGCACACAGAGCACUGAGAACUUGCACGGCUCUCAUUACACCCAGCACAACAAUGACUCAGAGGCCGGGCCCCAGGAAGCAGUGUUGGACUUGUUUGUGCCCUUGGUUCCGGAGGAUUCCAUGGUGUGCCAGCCCAUCCCCAGCCAAGAGCAGGCGCUGAACCAGCAGGGCAUCAACAAUUUCCAGGAAAGCAUCAGGACAGAGAUCCCUUCAGAGGAUGAGAAUGAGACUAACAGCCCGACAGACAACAAAGGAAAAUCAGCUGCUGGGAAUUUCCUUCUUAAUCCUCUUGAGCCCAAGAAUGCAGAUAAGCUCAAAGUGAAGAUAGCUGACCUAGGAAAUGCCUGCUGGGUGCACAAGCAUUUCACUGAAGACAUCCAGACAAGGCAGUACAGGUCCCUGGAGGUGCUGAUAGGCUCAGGGUACAACACCCCUGCAGACAUCUGGAGCACAGCCUGCAUGGCCUUUGAGUUGGCAACAGGGGACUAUCUGUUCGAGCCUCACUCUGGGGAAGAUUACUCACGAGAUGAAGAUCACAUUGCAUUGAUCAUAGAACUUCUGGGGAAAAUACCUCGCAAGCUCAUUUUGGCAGGAAAAUAUUCCAAGGAGUUUUUCACCAAAAAAGGUGAUCUGAAGCACAUCACCAAACUGAAGCCCUGGGGCCUUUUUGAAGUGUUGGUGGAAAAAUACGAGUGGGCCCAAGAUGAGGCAGCUGGAUUCACAGACUUCUUACUCCCUAUGCUGGAGCUGAUCCCAGAGAAAAGAGCUACAGCAGCAGAAUGUCUCAGGCACCCCUGGCUUAACUCCUAGAAGCUUCCAAGCAAUGCCACAACGUUAAACUCUGGUUUACAGCAUAGCCUACACACCCAGCUGCCCUUUCCCAGAUCCAUUUUUCUCCUUGUUCACUUUGAGUGUGGAGUUCUUCCUUCAAGGCUUCCAAGAUUUUAGAUAAAUCUAAACCUGUUCUGCUGAGUUUGUUUGUGUGACUUAAUGGGGACUCUCCUCAGCCAGUGGGCAUCAUCUGUGUCUUUGCCUUGAUUGGGCUUCACCAAAGACUAAUUGACUAGAAUAAGAGAUUUUUCCUCAGUCUCCUCACUGUAAAGCACCGUGUGUGACAGGUGUGAGCUCACCCCUGCUCGGAUAUCUCCCUUAGCUAAAUUCCAGCUCUCCUUCCUUCCCAUGAAGAUCUCACUGACUCAGGAGUCAAUUUUCCCACUGUUGAUCCAGUAGCUACUGAUGGGGUGAGAAGUAACAGUUGGCAUCAAGGUGCAGCAAAGACCUUGAAAUCCUCCAUCACUCUCUAGGUGUCUGCUGUAUUCUGUAUUCUUUGCUUUCCCCUCAGAAACGUUUAUUUAGUUCUAGCUGCUUUUGGAAGAGCUUUUUAAACCUAGGUUUUAGUAUGCUUUAUUUCUUCCUCCAAAGUGCCCUGUCCAUUUACUUUUUCUCUUCCCCCGUGCCCUUGAUAGUCAGAAUAGUUUCUGGGUUUGGUGAUGUUUUCUACUCCAACACCUGUGACUAAAAGGUGACAGCAAAAUCAGCAGAAGCAGGGCCUGACUCAACGCACAACCCUCAGCAGACAGAGAGGUGCACCCUCAGCCUGCAGAGAGCCUCAGUGCAGGCACCUCUUAACUCUGAAUUAUAGUGAGCCAUACAUUUUUGGGGGUUUUUAUCCCUUACUGGCACUUUUUUUGCCUUGCUUGAGGUGGUAUUCAUGAGAGAUUGGCUUUCACUGAUGCAGUCUGCUCUGACUUUUCAUUUUUGACCAUUCAAUUUUUUUUUUUCCCCAAGGGAGGGGUUGCAGUGCCUGUAUCACAGCCAUGCAGCAGCCCUGCUCUUUGAAAAUCAACAUUUGAAAUUCCAGUGUAAAGAUUUCUUUUAAUUUGCUUCAGGUGCAGGCCUUCAGAAAUAACUUCCCAGGAUGGGACUGCCUUUUAUUUUCUGGGCCAUUAGCACAAGAAGAGAGCUAGCAGAAGUGGAAGAGAAGUGACUUUUCCACAUAGAUACUGAAUUAGAAGCUGUUUCUAGAGUUACCCCAAGUAAGAAAUGUUCUGUGGGGUUUCUAUGUAAACUUCUCAGAGGGGGUUUGGAUAUAAUGGGUUAAAUGGAUUAAUUUUAAUUAAAAGUUAAAUGACUGUGGCAUUUGAUAGUUCUGUGAUGGCUUCUUCUAGACUUGCCUAUCCUGUUACAGACUCAGUGAAUCCCACUCUUCUCUAAGAAAGAUUUGGCAGCAUUGAGACUUCAGAGUCACUUCCUCACUCUGGACCAAACAGGCUUUGGAUUUGUGCUGGCUUGCAGAGGGUGGAACUUGCUGGAGCCCAUGCAGAUGCCAUCCAAGACCAUUUCCAUUGCCAAAGCUGCCAAGACCACUGUUCUGUGUCACUUCUGUGUGUGUGUGUUUGGGAAUUGUGGUUCAUAAGGAUCAUUCACUCACAAACCAGGUCAUUCAAUCCACUUGAACAGAGUUUCUCCAGUUCAGAGCCUGAUUUGGCUUAUUUAUGCAAAUCAUGCUGCAUGUUCCUUUAGUGGUAGAUCAGGUUCUCUAUGCAUAUAAUAAAAAAAAGGCAGGUAACAUACCAAAAAGUGUUUUAAACUGCUGAGUUAACAUUUUAUUUUUUUUUUCCUUUUAUCUGGCAUUUCCAGUUGUGGGUCACUUCUGUAUCUGUUACAGGAGCACUGCAGCCAGUACUGGGUUCCAGCUGACUGUGAGGAGAACAUUGGCAGGGCAAACAAUUCCUGUGGUCCUGAGAGCUCACCCAGCCCUUGAAAGCUCACCCAGUCCUGCCUGCUUGAGCCUGGCUGAUGAAGGAACAUUUCCCACAAGGGCUCUGCACUCUUUGCCUGUUGAAAGCCCCUUCCCCUGCCAGCCCUGGCUGGAGGAGGGAUUUUUGCCAUGGCAGCCAAGGCUGGAGGCAGCCUGUGAGUGGCAGCCCUGCAGAAGCAGCUGUCAAUGGUUUCAUGAUUCAGUCUCGUCCUCUCUGCUCGUUCACUUGGGGUCUGUUCAUUUCCAAACUGCUGUGACGUGCUCACACUAAAGGAUUUGUACUUGCUGUGUCAGUCUAAAACCUGAAGGAAAAUACAUUUUUAUUCUUUCUA
Molecule: messenger RNA, 4400 nt
Organism: Agelaius phoeniceus (red-winged blackbird)
Lineage: Eukaryota; Metazoa; Chordata; Aves; Passeriformes; Icteridae
Source: RefSeq, a predicted model, not a curated record